Messenger RNA from Rhododendron vialii, 2029 nucleotides. RefSeq names its product putative ubiquitin-conjugating enzyme E2 38. The transcript is spliced from 6 exons. The record is from RefSeq and is a predicted model, not a curated record. Bases 355 to 1794 code for a protein of 479 amino acids. Gene Ontology annotation, molecular function: ubiquitin conjugating enzyme activity. NCBI's taxonomy places the organism in Eukaryota, Viridiplantae, Streptophyta, Magnoliopsida, Ericales, Ericaceae.
CUAACCUUUCCUUCAUGCGUAAGAUUGUCAACUUACCUAAAUAAUGCGCGAAUAAAUCUCUCACUCUACCCUGUUAGCCCACGAGAAGAUAUUCAAUGUCUUGAGUUGCGCACGAAUUUGAACCACAUAUUGCUAUAGAAUCUAAUGCUCGGGAUGGAUUCCACACUAAUGUACGGUCUAAAUUCGUUCUCAACCUUAUCCCAGGGCGUUGAAUAAUUUCUCGUUAGCUAACACUUCCGUGUAAAACACCUCUCCCGUCUACUCUCUCUCUCUAUACGUAUAUCCAUCCACGUUACAUUAUACUUAUACACAAUAUACCUAUCUCUAGUCUCGGCAGUGUGGAGGGUUUUGAUCAUGGCGGCCACGGAUAUGGAAAUCGGCGAAUUCGCUUCAGAGGGCUCUCAGAAAAUGCUUAAUCACAACGAGGUUGCGAUGUCCAAGGGUUUUGGGAAGUCUGUUAUUGUAGUCGGAUCAAAAUCCGAGUCUCUUAAUUCAGACCAUCUCAAUGGUCCAAAUUCAGAUCUGUCCUGUCAUAGUGAUGAUGAUGCCAAUAAGGCAGUUGAUUACGAUGAGGAUGGUGGUGAUUAUGACAGUGAUGACUAUAUGUAUGACGACGAUGAUGACGAUGAAAAUGAUUAUCUGAGUAUGCAAGCCCAAUUUGAUGAUGUGGAUUUACCUCCUGGGGUAGAGGCAUCAUUUUCUUGGUUGAAAGAUCCUGCUCCCGGUGUAAAUACCCAAGCGGGGCCGUCUUCGUUAAAUAUAUAUGAUCCGACCAAUGGUGAAAAUCAUGCUGCUGCUACUAGCAGUUCAACAGUCCUUACUGGGGCGGGUGCUACUGUAAAGGAGCAGGAAGAGAAAGAACAAGAAGGAAAGGAAGAUCAAGUGCUCAGAAAUUUUCAAAAUUUUAAAAGGUUUGAUACAGUUGAUGAUUUUGGGGACCAUCACUUUAAUAGUGGCUUUUCAGGGCAGCAGGCAAGUGUAGUUAAAAUAACUGUUUGCGCAUUUUCGUUAUUUGUGACGUUGUGUUCAUGGAUGCCAACCAAUACUUGGGCAAAGAAAAUUCAGGAAGAGUGGAAAAUUCUGGAGAAUAAUUUACCUGACACAAUAUAUGUAAGAGUUUAUGAAACGAGGAUGGAUCUUUUGAGGGCUAUCAUUGUUGGGCCAGCAGGCACUCCUUACCAUGACGGUCUCUUCGUCUUUGAUAUUCUCUUCCCUCCUGCCUAUCCUGAUGUACCCCCGAUGGUUUACUACUAUUCUGGCGGUCUUCGAAUAAACCCAAACUUGUAUGAUUGCGGUAAGGUCUGCCUCAGCCUUCUGAACACAUGGACUGGCAAAGGGAAUGAGAAGUGGAUUCCAAAGCAAUCAACAAUGCUGCAAGUCCUUGUUUCUAUACAAGCUUUGAUAUUGAAUGCGCAUCCGUAUUUCAAUGAGCCUGGGUAUGCCAAGUCGAAAGAUUCAGCGACAGGGAGAACGAAGUCCAAGGAGUACAAUGAGAAUGUGUUUAUUCUGUCUUUGAAGACAAUGAUUUAUACACUUAGGAAGCCCCCAAAGUAUUUUGAGGACUUUGUCGCUGGUCAUUUUCAUCUUCGAGCACACGACAUUUUGUCAGCAUGUAAGGCUUAUAUGGAAGGUGCUGAAAUCGGGUCUGUAGACAAGGGAAAAGUCCUCAGUGAGGCGGGAACGAGCCACCGUAACGAAUUCAAAGAAGCAGUAGCUAAAAUGAUGAAUGGUCUAGUUAACCACUUUGUGAGAAACGGGUCUAAGGAUUGCGAGCAGUUCCGACUUCCAUGUUGAUGAUAGCUGCUGGUGGGUGACAGUUUAGGCCCAGUGCCUUUCUUUUCGUUUUUUUACCACACUGCACAGAAUUUUUUUUUUUAGCUUUAGAGGAUUAUCCUUUGCAUUGGUAAAUUUCUUCGCGAAUUCAUGAUCUAAACAUAGCCUUGUGAAUCAACACAGAUUCUAGUGGUGUAGCUCAUCUCAUCGUAUAUGUUAAAUACAUCUGGCUUUAGUGUUAUGAGUUCUAGCACUA